CGUGUGAGUGUGAAUGUGAAGGCUGAUCUCACUGUUCAUUUAAAACACUCAUUUUAUGAGUUCGGAUUUACGCAUGCGCCGGAAACUGUCGAUUAGAGCAGAAAGCUCCUUAGAUGUGAAUGAUGUUUUUUUUUUUUUUUUUUUUUUAACUGCAUGCAUGGGUUUGGGCGGAGCUGCACUUUGUAACGUGGAUGUGAAAAAACGGGGAAGUUAGCAGGUUUCAUUGCUUCAGAAGGAGGAAACCAUUUUUGGUCGGUUGAUACGUGAACUUCUGCACGUAGGCUGUUACGUACGUCAGUAACGCUCAAUUCAUGCAAGGUUGGCUCUGGGAGGAACGCCAGCUUACUUCUUUGAAAUGCAAGCGACUGAGACUGACGAUUUAUCUCACGGGCUCUUCCGCUGACUCUUUCUCUCGUUUUCCCGCUGAGCAGAGCGAGUCGCGGUGUCCGCAGCUGCAGUCCGGACUCUCGGCUGCUGGAACCGCAAUCGCGCGGUUAAUUGGUCCAAAGCCGCGCGGUGUCAGCAUCUGACGCAACAGGAGCGCCUAUCCGCGAGGGGCACACUGACACCUGAGCGCUUUAUGUCUUGACUCGCCGGGUUGCACUUCAUCACGACCGACUCGGUUCUGCAGUGCAGGUCGCCGUGGCGCUGAAGCAAAGCCCCAGUGUUUGCGUGCCAUCCGCGGCCAUGCUGCCUCCGAAGAACUGCCUCCCGAGGAACUACAGCUGCAUCGCGGGGCUCUUCGGAAGCCUGACCGCGGCCAACCCGAGACUGGAGGAUGGAGAGGAGUGUGAUGUGAUGAACGGCUCGUGUGAACCCAUGGAGAACUCGGUGGUGGACGAGAGGCCACGGGGCAGGGAGAUUUUCCUCAAGACCCCGCAGAGCCCGAAUCUCCGCCGCAGGUGCAAAUCGCUCCCUACGCCUAUGGAGAGAGCAAAGUUGGAGAUCGCACGCAGUAGAAGUCCGACCAGUCAGAAAAAGGUCCGCUUCGCUGACUCCCUUGGCUUGGAGCUCAUAACUGUGAAGCACUUCGACGAUGCGGACGAUCCGGAGGUGCCGGAGCGCAUUUUGGCGAAGCUGCCCAAGGCGACGCUCCAUCACCUGGACACAAAGUUCCCUCGGGCUCCUGCGCACUCUGUGUUCAUGGAGCUGCAGUUCAUAAACCCAGGCACGCUACCCGACUUCGAGCAGAAGGUCAGAGAGGUGAAGGUGCUGCUGGAGACGGUGCAAACGGACGACUUCACCCUCUCCGGCUUUGUGCGCGUCUUGAAUCUGGCCUUUGAGAAAAGCGUCUCUUUGCGCUAUUCCCUAAACAACUGGAUAACGUUCAUGGACAGCUUGGCCACCUAUGUGCCAGACUCGAGCGACGGCGUCACUGACAAGUUCAGCUUCAAGAUCGUCAUGCCCACCUACUUAGAUAACGGUGGCACCUUGCAGUUCGCCAUUAAAUACUGUGUCGGCGGACAUGAAUUCUGGGACAACAACAACGGGAACAACUACAAGGUGCGUCGCCAUCGGCUAAAGAUGUCGCCACCUCGGGAGUGGGAGAAUGGUUGGGUCCACUUUAUCUGAGUGACGGGCUCUGAUUUUACGCACUCGGUUAGUGCGUUUUCUGCGCGUAACGCUCUCCGGAUAGACCUUAACGUGCGACUGUAGCCUGUUAAAUGUUUGGAUUCAUUUCUUCUCAGUCACUAACAUGCUGUGACAGAAAAAUAUUGACCCAUGCUAUUUCCAAACAGCUGCCCUGUUGUGAUAAUACUACAUUGACUGGAUGAGCCUGACAGGGUCCCAGCAGGAGGGGCGGGGAUGCGGUCUGAUAUAUAGCCUAUAUAUAUAUAUAUUUUUUUUUUUCUUUUUUUUGCCUUGAUGUUAGGGCUCGCUGAACUUGGCGCCCUUUGGGUGGUGGGGAGGGGGCAUGCUCAAAUGAUGUAAUAUGCCACGGAAAACGCCAUCUUCAGGCUUUACUGCACACGUCAGGAGAAGUUGUAACAUUUAGCUGCUUCGAUUUGGCAAUUUUUUGUUUAGCGCGCUUAUAGAUGUGACGGUAAACAGGAAGCCUUACUGCAUAGCUAUCUGGGUCCGGAGUCCCACAGUGAUCUCCUGCAGUAUUUGGAGGAAAACACGCAGACCUCUGCUGAAACAGAGGACGAAAUCUAAAUUAAAUAAUUCAUCAUAGAUUAUAUAAACAUCAGAGAUUAUAUGAAAAAGAUAUUUUAUGUACUAAAUAAUAAUUUCCUAUGAGAUUCUAUCAAGAAUGCCUUAUUCUAUUUGAAAUAUAGUUUUAUUUUUGUGCAAUAUUAUCACCGUUUGGACAAAACUAACUACUAAAUAGUUUUCCAUUGAUGUAUCCAGCCAGCAUUUGUGUUUGGUCGCCAUGUGAAUCUUGCUGUGGCUGGUUUGGAAACGAAAGACUUUAAAGUUUUAUUUGUGACUCUUGGCUGUGUAGCUCAAAAGAUAAGAAUACUAGGUCUACUGUUUUUUUUUUUUAAUAUGACCUAGAUAUUGUUAGCAGAUUUAAUCACAAUUCUUAUAAUAGACCUUUUUUUUUUACCCCAGAUAGUAAAUGGUACAUUUAUUGCCCAAACCUAGUUUUAAGUGGACCCUUGUGUAUAAUUGGCUUCAUGUCUGGAACCGACAUGAGUGAACUACUGACAAACUUGUUGUGCAAAACCAGAUGAGAAUCAUGAAGGUAUUACCUGGAUUUUUAAUGAAUAUUAAGAAAAUUAUUUCAAAUUUAGAAAUACAUCUAGGACCAGCUGUAGACAAUCCCAUUCGGGACCCAUUAUUCAGCACAGGUCCUUCUUGAAUGUGCUCCACAUGUGAAUGCUGGCUGGGUAGGGGUGAUGUAGUUGGGUUGUAAUUUGCCUUCGUGUUAUUUUAAUAUGUAGCAUUAAUCCGUUAUUAUUUUCAGAAAACAAAACAGUGCAAUUCUUUUAACCCUGUAUGAUUAGGGUUGUGUUUAUACACAAUAGGAACCACUUCUUCUUACCUGCUGUCUUGAAAAUGUUUCUUUCCACCCACUGCACUGCUCCAACAUGGUUGUGCUUCCAUUAAGGAAAACAUAUGCAGAAGCUGUAUGAGCAGUUAAGUGUACCUCACUUUAUUUAUGUACUUCCUCCUCUUCAGGUCAGUGGUGGUGAUAGAACAGAUGAUAUUUAUAGCAAUUAUUUUUACAUUCAAACAAAAGCGUAUUAUUGUAUAUUCACAGAUGGAAAUAUUUUAGAUUCUUGAUUGCACUGUUAGCAAUGUUUCCACAUAGCAGUUUUGUCUGUAGACGAAGUAGCUACUACAGAUGACUGCUUUAAACAGCUUCUGCUGCUGUAAAGGUACUCGACAGUCAUCACUUUGCAAGGACCUUGUCCUUUUGCACUUCACAGGAAUGACCAAACAAUGUCAGCCAUUAUUUAUUUCUGCAGCCCGUCUCACUGCUUGUUUUUCAUGCUGUCGUCACGGAUUCAUCUGAUUUAUGCCAUGUUUUUUCACGUACAUUGUUCCUACAGAUAUAUAUUUUUAUUGAAUUCUUUUUAACUUGGUCCCCUGUGCAAUGUAUGCACUCAGUGAUUAUGGUGAACAAAAGCUUGCUCUUUCCUCUGGAAUAAUGAUGCUUGAAACAACAGGAAGCAGAGGAGGAGGAACACUCAGCGUGCUUUUAAUUCCAGUCCUCUGAGUGUAGUCUGAACAUCACCUUGGCCUUUAUUUACAUCCCCAGGGCCUCAGAGGAAAGUUUUCCACUAGAAGAGCCCGGAAUGUGGAUGAAGGCUAUUCCUGUAACCACUUAGCUUGGGGUUUGGAGCUGUUUCCACUGUGAAUCCAUUGGUGGUGUUGGUCUUCAACUUUGACACAUGUCAGCACCCAAAGACUGAGGCUAAUAAUUGGCUCUGAUGAUGUGUGAGGGAGAUUCAGUGACAUUUGCCACCACACAUCUUUUUUAUGUACAUAGCUUCAAAUUACUGUGGAUAGAAAAGGUCUAGUCAUGCCGUGUUUCAUGCUGAAUGUCUUCCUGUUGGUGUUCUGUGUAUUUUUGAAGCAUUUUCAAUCCUUAUUGGUGCAAAUGGUUCAGUCAUCCGAUGCUGCAAAAUUAUAGGAAGUUCUCUGAGUCAAUUAACACACAAGUCUAAUUGUAGAGAUGUAACAUAUUAUUAUGUUUAGUCUUGCAGUAAUUGUGGAUGUUGGUUGGAUCCGCUUGAAAAAAGGCAUGUUCGCUUUGUUUCGAUGCAAACUGCUCACUAUGUGAGCGAUUCGUAUCACGAUCGAUGGGGGACGCAAGUGAGGAAAGAUUGUAGACUUUAUGAACUCUGGACAGCGACUAGGGACAUGUAAAGUCUGAAUAGAAAAUGUAAGACGCACUUUGGUGCUUGAUAGCUUUUUGCAUGAAUGACUAAUGAUUGUAGCUAACACUGAGCAGUCAGAGCAGGUCUUUGCAGUUAGAGGAGGAAAAGGGAUGCAUAUUUGUCUCUGAAAGUUUCUCCUUGGAAAUCUUUUCCAGCUUUUAGCACAUUGUGCUGCUCUUGUGUCUCAGUCUGUCUAAUGUAUUGUAACUUAAUGACACUGGUAUUUUUCUUUUAUUUAUCUUCUUUUAUUUGCAUCUUUUCAGAGCUAUGUGUUUUAACAUCUACACUGUGAGUUUCGUGUCCUUUAUUCUGUGAAAGCUCUUCAUAUUUGCACGUUAAGCAGAAAUGUACUGUCAUGUUUGUAAUGUAAUUCCAUACUUUGUUAAAUUGAUGCUUAAUAAAAGCUUUUGUGAUGGAAA
This is a messenger RNA of Poeciliopsis prolifica (blackstripe livebearer), 4750 nucleotides long. RefSeq names its product protein phosphatase 1 regulatory subunit 3E. The record is from RefSeq and is a predicted model, not a curated record. The transcript has a single exon. Gene Ontology annotation, cellular component: protein phosphatase type 1 complex. Gene Ontology annotation, biological process: regulation of glycogen biosynthetic process. Gene Ontology annotation, molecular function: glycogen binding; protein phosphatase 1 binding. Bases 688 to 1572 code for a protein of 294 amino acids. Lineage: Eukaryota; Metazoa; Chordata; Actinopteri; Cyprinodontiformes; Poeciliidae.